GAUACCGCGAGCGAAAGGCGCGCCAUUUCAAUUAAUGUUUGAUCAAUAAUAAGAACACAUCGUCAGACUUCGAAACAUUCAUAUUGUUCAUUUAAUAAUAUUGUAGAAUCAUGGUGAGAUUAACUACUGAAUAUAUAGAUCGAAAGUGUUCUCAGAUGCUACUGAGCAAAUCCCUCAGCAAGAAAGUAAAGAAACGCGAAUUGCAUAAUGCAACGCACUUACGUAUGAACAAUAUGUCUAUAAGUAGCAUUGGGAAUUUUGGUGAUUACAAAAAUCUGAAAGUAAUAUAUUUACAAAACAAUAAUAUAACAACUAUAGAAAACUUGCACUUUGCAUUCAACUUAACGCAUCUUUAUCUGCAACAUAAUGUGAUAAAGAAAAUAGAAAAUUUAGAUUCCCUCGAUAAGCUUCAAACCUUGUACUUGGGAUACAAUAAUAUAGUUGUACUAGAAGGACUUGAAGGUUUGAGGAAUUUGAAUACUUUGGAUAUAGAGAAUCAAAGGCUAAGUCCUGGAGAAUCAUUGUGCUUUGAUCCAAGAAGUAUAUAUACUUUGUCUACUUGUUUACAAGUACUCAAUAUUUCUGGUAACAGAAUAAUAUCUCUGAAAGGUAUCAAGAACUUACAUAAAUUAGAAAUUUUGGAUGCCAGAAACAAUUCUGUGGAAGAUAUUGAUGAUCUAACUGACACUAUAAGCUUCUUAACUUCUUUAAAAGACUUAUCUUUGCAAGGCAAUUCUGUAACUCAAUGUUACAGAUACAAAGAAAAUCUUAUUGCUAAUAAUGAUACAAUAAAAAAUUUCGAUGGGAAAACGAUAACAGAUGAGUGCCGAUGUUUUAUGAAGAGAUUUAAGAUAGAAAAACAUCUUUACCGCAAAAAGAAGUCUUCUAGAAUUACAUUGGAUGAGGACAUUACAAGUUCAUUAAAUUUACCGCCUGCACUGAAAAAAUCAAUAUCUAGAGCAAUGUUCCAACAUCCAGGUCCAAAAUUAUCUGUUACAAUUUCAUCAGCCAUUGGUGAAAUGCAACCACAAAUGUUUCCAUCAUGGAAAACAGCUCCAGGUACAAAAUUUAUAUGGCGUGGUCAUAUAACACCAAGGCCAUUUUGGAGUAAUGUAAUUAAAGCCAGAGAACCUCAUAUUGUGCGAUCGCUGGUAAAAAGCAAAGCUAUUAAAUUACCACCAGUCACACUGUUCCCCAACAUAGAAUAAAAGAACAAUUUUUUGUGUAACAUUCAAUACAUUUGUCAUUAUUAACCUUCAUAACGGUACAACAACAAAUUAUACAUAUAUGCAUGCAAAA
Nomia melanderi (Alkali bee) is the source of this 1299-nucleotide messenger RNA. RefSeq lists its product as uncharacterized. NCBI's taxonomy places the organism in Eukaryota, Metazoa, Arthropoda, Insecta, Hymenoptera, Halictidae. The record is from RefSeq and is a predicted model, not a curated record. Gene Ontology annotation, molecular function: protein binding.